AAAUUGCAACCCACACUCAGCCAGCUACUUCGAAUCUUUGUGGACUCCUUCACAGUGCAGCUCCUCAACCUCCACCUCACCGUGGCCCUUGCUGGUCUGCAAAUCCUGGGGAUCGUCCUGUCACUGCUUGGCUGGGUGAAUGCCCUGGUGUCCUGUGCCCUGCCCCUGUGGAAAGUGACUGCCUUCAUCGGCAACAGCAUCGUGGUGGCCCAGGUGGUGUGGGAGGGGACGUGGUUGUCCUGCAUGGUGCAGAGCACAGGCCAGAUGCAGUGCAAGGUGUCUGACUCACUACUGGCGCUGCCGCAGGACCUGCAGGCUGCCCGAGCCCUCAGCGUCAUCACUCUGUUGGCCCUGCUCGGCUUCCUGAUCUACCUUGUGGGAGCCAAGUGCACCACCUGCGUGAUGGACAAGGACUCAAAGGCCCGACUGGUGCUCACCUCAGGGAUCAUCUUUGUCAUCUCGGGGAUCCGGACCCUGAUACCCGUGUGCUGGACAGCCAACACCAUCAUUCGAGACUUCUACAAUGCCCUGGUGGCUGAGACCCAAAAAUGGGAGCUGGGAGCCUCCCUCUAUGUGGGCUGGGGUGCCUCCGGCCUUUUGUUGCUGGGUGGGGAGCUACUGUGCUACACCUGCCCCUCUUGGGGCUCCCAGGGCUCCAGCAAUUACAUGGCCCAAUACUCGGCAUCAGCCCCACAUACCACCUCCCGGGGUCCCUCUGAGUGCCCCACUAAGAACUGCGUCUAA
This is a messenger RNA of Vicugna pacos (alpaca), 744 nucleotides long. Lineage: Eukaryota; Metazoa; Chordata; Mammalia; Artiodactyla; Camelidae. The record is from RefSeq and is a predicted model, not a curated record.